GAGGCAGGAAUGAACUUCAUGCGCUGUGGGAUUAUUCCUCCAAGGCUGACAAACUCCUCUCUAGAAAUGAGCAAGCAGAGGAAUACCUGAAAGUCCCUGGAGCGCUUGGAAGGAAACAAAACACACCAUGGCACCAAUGCCGAGCCCGAGGAACAGGGCAUCACUGGCCCCCAACCAUGUGCAGGAGGUCCGCCUGCACCGGGUGGAGUCCAUCAGCGACCUACACAGCGGAGGCUUGCUGUGCCCCUACCUGGCCGAGGAGGCACAGCCGUGGGAUGAGCUGCUGGGCAUCUUGCCGCCGUCGCUGUGUGGCCAGCCUGGCUCCGGCCGCGGGGGCUUCCUGCUGCUGCUGGCACUGCUGGUGUUCACCUGCCUGGGGCUUGCCAUCCUGGCCGUAUACCUGAGCGUGCUGCAGAGUGAAUCCCUACGCAUGAUGGCGUACACACUGCAGGCGCAGGAGGAGACACUGCUCAAACUCCGGCUGGCCAGCCUCAGCCAGCUGCGCAGGCUCAACUCCAGUGAGGCGCGAGAACCCAGCUGAGAUGCCGCUUGGACCCGGAGUCUGGGUGUGUGUGGGGGGGAAUAAAGUGGCCCUUGGCAGGUUUCUCCUCUCCCACUGCUGCUCCACACUACUUCCUUGGUCAGGUUUUUGUAGAAGAACCUGAUCUGGCCCCACAGCUGCCUGCCUCUCCUGGCUUCUUCAGCCCUGGCCUAGCCAAGCCUCCUGAUGCCAAGGCCCCACUUUGGGUGGCCCAAGGUCAGAGGAAGUGAUACCAGCCUCCUGGCUCUUCCUGCAGCCUAUCAGCACGCUUUGGCCUCCCUCAGACAGCAGGUUCAGAAGUCUAGAAAUAGCUGCCCCCACCCCAGUCACCCAAACUUUGCCAAGCUUCCCAGUGGGGGUCCAGCUCUCAAAAGACAGUCCAAGCUCUGAGUAGGAGGGACAUCUGGGGAGAGACUCUUGG
Molecule: messenger RNA, 962 nt
Organism: Miniopterus natalensis
Lineage: Eukaryota; Metazoa; Chordata; Mammalia; Chiroptera; Miniopteridae
Source: RefSeq, a predicted model, not a curated record